Durusdinium trenchii is the source of this 1860-nucleotide messenger RNA. The record is from the annotation of a GenBank genome assembly. Lineage: Eukaryota; Dinophyceae; Suessiales; Symbiodiniaceae.
UGAAUAGUGAAUAGUAUGAAUCAACAGUCUACAUGACCUGUAGAGACCUCACUUUGCGCAUCUGGGCCUCUCAGCUCGGUUCUUUUUUGUUUCUGAGACGUCAAAGAGAUUGGCCACUCUUCUUCAAGCAGACAUGGUGGCAGCAAAGAUUGCCGACGAUGCAGACAAUUAUCUUUUGUUCAGCAAGUUGUCCGCUGCCUUUCUAAAAAACAGGCCGGUCGGUACUGUAGGGCAUGAUUAAACGUUCUAAAUCACCUCUGAAGCUUUGCAUGCUUAAAGCGAACGAUGAAAUAUCAAUUGGGUGGUAUGAUGAUCCAACAUGUUGCUCUGCCAUGUUUGGCUCAAGGAUUUGUGCCUGAGGCGCUGCCACAUCACACGGUGUGCUUCUGACACCUUUCCGCUUUUCUCGAAGCCAUGCGUGAGGCGAUUUGCAUCCACAUCGGCCAGGGCGGCGUACAGAUUGGAAAUGCGUGCUGGGAACUCUUUUGCUUGGAGCACGGCAUCCAACCUGAUGGCCAGAUGCCUUCCGAUAAGACGAUUGGGGGUGGAGAUGAUGCGUUUAACACGUUCUUCUCCGAAACGGGCGCAGGAAAACAUGUUCCUCGCUGCGUGAUGGUUGACCUCGAACCAACUGUUGUGGAUGAAGUGCGCACCGGCACUUAUCGCCAGCUCUUCCAUCCGGAGCAACUGAUUUCAGGCAAAGAGGAUGCUGCGAACAACUUUGCUCGUGGACAUUAUACCAUCGGCAAAGAGAUUGUCGACCUUGUGUUGGAUCGCAUUCGAAAGCUUGCGGACAACUGCACAGGUUUGCAAGGAUUCUGCGUCUACAAUGCUUGUGGUGGCGGUACCGGAUCAGGCUUGGGUUGCCUCAUGUUGGAGCGCUUGUCAGUGGACUACGGCAAGAAGAGCAAAAUUUCUUUCACAGUCUGGUGCUGCCCACAAGUGGCCACUGCCGUUGUCGAGCCAUACAACACCGUCCUGUGUGUUCAUUCCUUGCUGGAGCACACCGACGUGACCAUCAUGUAUGACAACGAGGCGCUCUACGACAUUUGUCGAAGGAACUUGGACAUUGAGCGUCCAACCUACACGAACCUCAACCGCUUGAUCGCCCAGAUCAUCUCGAGUUUGACGGCUUCGCUUCGCUUCGAUGGUGCGCUCAACGUCGACAUCACCGAGUUCCAGACGAAUUUGGUGCCCUACCCGAGAAUCCACUUCAUGCUCACCUCCUACGCUCCGGUCAUCUCAGCUGAGAAGGCCUACCAUGAGCAGUUGUCCGUGGCGGAGAUCACGAUGUCGGUCUUCGAGCCGGCCUCCAUGAUGGUGAAGUGCGAUCCACGUCACGGCAAGUACAUGGCCUGCUGCAUGAUGUAUCGCGGAGAUGUGGUGCCGAAGGAUGUGAACGCGGCGGUGGCCACCAUCAAGACCAAGCGCACCAUCCAGUUCGUGGACUGGUGCCCCACUGGCUUCAAGUGCGGCAUCAACUACCAACCACCUACUGUGGUGCCUGGCGGUGACCUGGCCAAGGUCAUGCGCGCUUGCUGCAUGAUCUCCAACUCCACUGCCAUCGCAGAGGUCUUCUCCCGCAUCGACCACAAAUUCGACCUGAUGUACUCGAAGCGUGCCUUUGUGCACCACUACGUGGGUGAAGGCAUGGAGGAAGGUGAAUUCUCCGAGGCCCGUGAGGACCUGGCUGCCCUGGAGAAGGACUACGAAGAAGUUGGAAUCGAAACAGCCGAGGGCGAAGGCGAGGAAGAAGGCUAUGGCGAUGAGUUCUAAUUCGUCUCCAUCGGACGUGGAAGAAGAACUUCCGGUGCUGCUUCCAGCAGCGGAGCAGCCAUCAGGGUUGUUGGGGGGCCAAAA